Messenger RNA from Solanum stenotomum, 1528 nucleotides. RefSeq names its product protein DETOXIFICATION 40. Lineage: Eukaryota; Viridiplantae; Streptophyta; Magnoliopsida; Solanales; Solanaceae. Gene Ontology annotation, biological process: xenobiotic detoxification by transmembrane export across the plasma membrane. The record is from RefSeq and is a predicted model, not a curated record. Gene Ontology annotation, cellular component: membrane. The transcript has 7 exons. Bases 1 to 1512 code for a protein of 503 amino acids. Gene Ontology annotation, molecular function: xenobiotic transmembrane transporter activity; antiporter activity.
AUGGCAUCCUCUGAAAAUGAUGUUAAUCAGCCAUUUCUAGAAAAAAACAGAGGUUCAGAUUCUGAAUCCAGCAAUGAAUUGGAGACUGUACUAUUGGAUGCUUCGUUACCUCGAUGGAAUCGUCUGCGUCAGGCCACGUGGAUCGAAAUGAAACUCCUUUUCUCUCUUGCUGCUCCUGCUGUCAUGGUUUACAUGAUCAAUUAUCUCAUGUCUAUGUCUACGCAAAUCUUCUCUGGCCACCUUGGUAACCUUGAGCUCGCCGCUGCUUCACUUGGAAAUACUGGCAUUCAGAUUUUCGUGUAUGGGCUCAUGUUGGGCAUGGGAAGUGCAGUGGAGACACUUUGUGGUCAGGCAUAUGGAGCGAGGAAAUACGAUAUGUUAGGAGUUUAUCUCCAAAGAUCGACGAUUCUUCUCGUUCUAACAGGGGUGUUGCUCACUUUUGUCUAUGUUUUUAGCAAGCCAAUUUUGCUAUUCCUAGGGCAAUCACCAAAAAUUGCAUCAGCAGCGGCAUUGUUUGUGUAUGGUCUGAUACCACAAAUUUUCGCGUAUGCUGUGAAUUUUCCGAUCCAGAAAUUCCUUCAAGCGCAGAGCAUUGUGGCACCGAGUGCUUACAUUUCUGCAGCAACAUUGGUGUUGCAUCUAGUUAUAAGUUGGGUGGCUGCUUAUAAACUUGGGCUGGGGUUGCUAGGGGUGUCACUCGUAUUGAGUUUGUCGUGGUGGAUGAUAGUGAUAGGUCAAUUUGUGUAUAUUUUGAAGAGUGAGAAGUGUAAGACAACAUGGAAUGGGUUUAGUUGGAAGGCGUUUUCGGGUUUGCCGGAGUUCUUUAAGUUAUCAGCAGCAUCAGCUGUGAUGCUAUGCUUGGAGUCAUGGUAUUUUCAGAUAAUCGUUCUACUUGCUGGCUUGCUUGAAAAUCCAGAAUUGACUUUGGAUUCGCUUUCUAUUUGCAUGACGAUUUGUGGUUGGGUGUUCAUGAUAUCAGUUGGAUUCAAUGCAGCAGCAAGUGUGAGAGUGAGCAAUGAAUUGGGAGCAGGGCAUCCAAAAUCAGCAUCGUUUUCAGUGAGAGUUGUCACAACAUGCUCUUUCAUCAUCUCAGUGAUUGCUGCAAUCCUUGUUCUCAUAUUUCGUAACAUCAUUAGCUAUGCCUUCACUGGAGGAGAAGUUGUGGCUGAAGCUGUCUCUGAUCUCUGUCCGUUGCUCGCGCUUACCCUUGCACUUAAUGGAAUUCAGCCUGUCUUAUCUGGUGUGGCUGUUGGCUGUGGAUGGCAAACCUUUGUGGCUUAUGUCAAUGUAGGCUGCUAUUACAUUGUGGGAGUCCCAUUGGGUGCUCUUCUUGGGUUCUACUUCAAAUUUGGUGCUAAGGGUAUAUGGUUAGGAAUGAUGGGCGGUACAGUUAUGCAAACAGUAAUUUUAAUAUGGAUCACAAUUCGAACUGAUUGGAAUAAAGAGGUUGAAGCUGCUCAAGGCAGGUUAAAUACAUGGGGAGACAAGAAAGAACCAGAGCUGAAAGAGUAGGAGAACUUUCUUAUUU